Drosophila takahashii is the source of this 2422-nucleotide messenger RNA. RefSeq names its product microtubule-associated protein futsch. Lineage: Eukaryota; Metazoa; Arthropoda; Insecta; Diptera; Drosophilidae. The record is from RefSeq and is a predicted model, not a curated record.
UUUCUGAUUCCAAAUUCAUAUUCAUAUUCGAUAUUAAUAAAUCCUCGACGGCUGUUAUAGCAAUCCAAAUUCCCGGUCGAUUCCCGGUCCGAUCGGCAUGAUUCGGCGGUUGUCUGGCGAGCAUUGAGAAGAAGUCAUGGGCUGUGCCAGCAGCACUCCCAUGGUUGCAACGGCGGGCAGCGAAAUGCUGAAAGCCGCCAGCCAUGUCAAGCAGAAGGGCGAGGCCGUCGUAGAAGAAGCUUCUGGGACGUUGACUACCACUUUGGACACGGCCAAGGAGACCGUUGGCACGGCGGUGGCGGGAAUUACCAAUGAGCUGGGCAACGCCUUCAAGGAGGGCACUCAGGCUCUGGACGAGGCCAAGCACAAGGUGAUGGAGGGUCUGCAUCUGGAGGAGCCGCAGGAAUCCGAUGCGAAAACGGAUCAGGGAGAGGCCACCAUGAGCACUUCGCGGGCUCCAACGCCCCAACUAAAGGAAGAUGAUGCCGAUAGCCUGAAGACCUCGACUCCGGAGCCGGAAAUCGAAAGGGCUCUGGCAAACGAGGAGGAGAGUCCGCCCAGUCCGAAGCCCACGCUGGAGGAGAUGGUUGAGCUGAGUGCCGAGGUGUCGCAGGUGGCAGAUGCACCUGCCCCUGCCCCGCCUGCCACAGAGUCAGCUCCUCCGGCAGCCGAGGCUCCCGCAUCCGGAUCCACCGCACCCGUGGAAAGUCGUAAAGUUCGUCGCAGGGGAAAGGAUAAAAGGGAUAAGGAGCAGCAGAGACCCAGUACCACCGAGUGGGAGAAGUUUGCGGAUCAGUUGGCCAAAAGCAAGAAGUUCAAGCCCUACGAAAGUUUUGCCCACAGCCAGAACAAGUUCUCCGUUUACCAGGAUCACACGAGUCUGCGGGACAAGCCGAAUCACUACGAUGGUCACUUCAGCGGUGGCAACUCGCAGAGUGCCUCCCAAUCGGAUCUGUCCAGUGGUCACAUAACACCCGCCCCUACUCGUCGAGGUCAGCGGGAGUUCGCCAAGUUCGUGGGCUCCGAACAGCCGGGCAGCAUUUCCCGCUCCAGUUCCAGACUUUCGAAUGCCGCCUCCAGGACCUUCGAUUUCAAUCCCCAACGCGAACGCAUCAGUCUUCCGGUGGCGACUCGCAUUGGUUCUGGUAUCCAAAGAGCUCCUGCGGAAAGGAUUUCCGGUUGGGGUAGAGGAAGACCUACUCCUUUGGCGGAGGAACCCGGUUACGCAGGACGCAGAAUGAGCACGGGGGUCAUUCCACAGUCCCUGCGACCUGAGAGGGAGAAGUUCCUAGGCACUGGAAGUCGCCGAGCAGUACAACCCAUAACCCCAACAAAGGAUUCGAGAAGAGAAAAGUCUUCCAAGAAAAGUUCUUCCAGAGAGUCGUCUUACCUGGAACUUGAUUCUCGCAGAGCCGAUAAAAGUCCAUUAAGAAUCUCCAAGCCCUUAUCAAAGCAAAUAGUGCGCUCCAGAGAACCAUCUUUCAAUGAGUUCGAUUCCAUGAAGGCGCAUAAGAGUCCUUUAAGAGGAUCUAAGGAAAUUCGGCCACCAAUAAAUACAGCUUCCAGAGAACCAUCCUAUAGGGAGUUAAAGUCCUUGAAAACGAAUAAAAUACCCAUGGGAUUACAAAAACCUUCAACAAAAGAGGUCUUUAGAUCUAGAGAGCCCUCCUAUAUAGAAUUUGAUUCCUUUAAGAAAGAUGAGAGCCCGCUAAGAAAUGAAUCUUUGGCAAAGGAAAUAAUACUAUCUAGAGAGCAGUCGCAUAUUGAAUUUGAUUCCUAUAAAGCAGACAAAAGCCCUGUAAUAACAAAUGAAAAGCAUGAUCUAGCAGAAAAUGUAACGAAAAAGCAUCAUACUUCUUCGGAACAUCUACCUCAGAGAGAUAUCAGUCCGAGUGAGGUAACUCGAACCCCAACAAACCAAAAUCUAUCCUCUGCUCCUCAAACACCUCAAAACACAGAAGACCCUGCGGUUACCACCUCAAAGAUGCCAUCACCACCCGCUUCGCGUGUUUCCAGCGGCAAAUCCUCAGACAGCAGCAAUUUAGAUGUGAUAAUUCAGCCUUUGAGCAGUCUGAACACACCUAGUGUAAAGUCCUUUACCCAGUCACCUGAUCAGGUGGUAAUGGAGGGCUAUGAGGAUUCCGAUUUGGAGGCUGCUCUGGCCAGGUUGGAAAUCCUGAGGGGAUCCACAGCCACUUUACAUUCGCUAAGAUCCUGUAGUCCUGGCAAACACACCUACACUGCCUCCCUUCUAAGUUCUCGAAGAACAUCUCCUUGGGUGAUGCGAAAAAAGUAUGGAGGCACAAUUGGGAGAGAAAUGAAACCAUCACCAUUGAUAGGAAGUUCCCUGAAAUCCUCAGAGACCAGCCAUCAAACACUCGAACGCUGCGAUAUUUGCUAUAAUGAGUUUAUUAUAAAUUAA